Molecule: messenger RNA, 7728 nt
Organism: Ictalurus furcatus (blue catfish)
Lineage: Eukaryota; Metazoa; Chordata; Actinopteri; Siluriformes; Ictaluridae
Gene: alg2
Product: ALG2 alpha-1,3/1,6-mannosyltransferase
Exons: 3
Coding region: 1227-2435 (402 amino acids)
Molecular function (GO): GDP-Man:Man(1)GlcNAc(2)-PP-Dol alpha-1,3-mannosyltransferase activity; alpha-1,3-mannosyltransferase activity
Source: RefSeq, a predicted model, not a curated record
UGUUCAGGGCGGAGUAGCUCAUGCUCAAAUUGUCGCAAGAAGUCCCUAGAUGACGCAGCCAACUAAUUUGCAUAUUCAUCGAGCUGUCAUGAACAUUUGCAUAUCAAAACGUAUUAUAUUGUUGAUCACUGAUUGGUGUUUUGGAUUAAUGUGGAUCACUGAUUGGUGUUUUUUGAUUAAUGUAGCUGACUGAUUGGUCUUUGAGAAUAAUGUUGAUCACUGAUUGGUGUUUUGGAUUAAUGUGGAUCACUGAUUGGUGUUUUUUGAUUAAUGUAGCUCACUGAUUGGUCUUUGAGAAUAAUGUUGAUCACUGAUUGGUGUUUUGGAAUAAUGUAGAUCACUGAUUGGUCUUUGAGAAUAAUGUUGAUCACUGGUGUUUUGGAUUAAUGUAGAUCACUGAUUGGUCUUUGUAAAUAAUGUUGAUUACUGAUUGGUUGUUGGGAAUAAUGUAGAGCUGCAACAACUAAUUGAUAAUAAUCGAUUAUGAAAAUCGUUGUCAAUGAAUCUCGUUAUCGAUUAGUUGGUCUGCGCUCGGCACGGGGUACAUUUACUCACUACGUUACUUCUGUUCCGAAAACACGCUUCAGAGAGUAAAUACUAAAGUUGUGCCCCAAAUGACGUACUAUACACUUACACUAUGCACUGUGUACUCUACUGUCUAGUGUGUGAAUUUUAGAAAGGUAAUAUCAUCUCAAAUAGAACACUAGCGUUUUUUUACUAACCGGAAAUAUCAGCCGCUUCCUAGUCGACGGCGCAUGACGACAUACGCAAGUAAUGCGACACCGCUAGCUUUAGCGUAAUACCCAGAGUCAACGACAAUGACUUUCUUCAGUUUGCUGUUUAUGACAACGUUACCUUUUAUUCCCAACAUGACCUCAGUCACCAUCAGACGGAGGCGAAAUCAUCACGUAACUGAGGAAGAAAGUCCUCUAAGACAGGGGAACAUUUUAUAUUAAACACAGCAGAGAUCAAACAGUGCUGCACGAGCACAAAGUUAUGUUUAAAUCCAACCUGCUCCACUGUGUGUAAGGGGCAGGGGAAACUGGUGGAAGUUGCUUAAAAAGUUUAGUUUAAUUUAAGUUUAUUCUCAUUAUAUGCUGUAUUUGCGCACUUGCAGUGUAAAUUCUGUUGUUUAUUAUAACAGAAGUGGUCUAUUAGUAACGAGGCCUCGUUGCUCCUCACGCGCGGUGUAGACGCGCUGAUACAGAGUGUAGCGCAACCGCAGCAUGGUGCGAGUGGUCUUUUUGCACCCUGAUUUGGGAAUAGGAGGUGCGGAGAGGCUGGUGGUGGAUGCAGCUGUAGCCCUGCGUUCCCGUGGAUGCAGUGUCCAGAUCUGGACAGCACAUUAUGAUUCACAGCACUGCUUCUCAGAAACACUCUCGCCGGACCUGCCCGUGGUGUGUGUUGGCGACUGGUUGCCCACCAGUGUGUGUGGGUACCUCCAUGCCAUCUGUGCCUACCUGCGCAUGAUUUAUGUAGCUCUCUACCUGGUGUUUCUCAGCGGAGAGGAGUAUGAUGUCGUUUUCUGUGACCAGGUGUCUGCAUGUAUUCCUGUCUUGCGUCUGGCGCGCCACAGGAAGAAGGUCCUCUUCUACUGCCACUUCCCCGAUCAAUUGUUAACGGAGAGGCGUUCUCUUCUCAAGCGUCUCUACCGUGCGCCCAUAGACCGUCUGGAGGAGUUGACAACCGGCAUGGCCGACCUCGUCGUAGUCAACAGCAAAUUCACCGCCAACAUCUUCAAGGAGACCUUCCCCAACCUGGCUGCGAUCCAAACAGAUGUCCUUUACCCCUCUCUGAACACGUCCACUUUCGAUCAGAAUGUAGGCAACCUUGACGGGCUGAUUCCUGAGCACCGGCGCUUCCUUUUUCUCUCAAUAAAUCGCUAUGAGAGAAAGAAAAAUCUGCCGUUAGCAUUGCAAGCGCUGGCUGCGCUGAGGGAGCGGAUUUCAACUCGCCAAUGGGAACAGGUACACCUGGUUAUGGCAGGAGGCUAUGACGAGCGAGUGGCUGAGAAUGUGCAGCACUAUGCCGAGCUGCGCUCUCUAGCCGCCUCUCUUGGCCUGGAGGAGCAUAUCACCUUUCUGCGCUCUUUCUCUGACCACCAGAAGGUGGCACUGCUAAGCAAAAGCACAUGUGUCCUUUACACGCCCAGCGGUGAGCACUUUGGAAUCGUACCUAUUGAGGCCAUGUACAUGCAAUGCCCCGUGAUUGCUGUAGCCUCUGGAGGACCUCUGGAGUCUGUGGCAGAUGGAGAGACCGGCUACUUGUGCCAGCCCACAGCUGAAAGCUUUGCCGAAGCCAUGCAGCGAUUUGUGGUUGACCCGGAGCUUAAGCAGCACAUAGGGAAGGCAGGAAGGGAAAGGGUGCUAGGGCGCUUUUCUCUGCAAGCUUUCACCGAUCAGCUUUACCAAUAUGUCAUCAGUUUGAUCAACUAAUCCUUUGACACCCUUCUCCUGUUAUUCCACUGACCUGGUGCUGAAAGAAUGCACUCUCUCUAAUUAAAGAAGAGAGCUGUGAACAUAGGGAAUUGACCUGUCAAACAUUUGAGCUGGAGUGACAAUACAAGACAGAGCCAGAAUGUGGAGCAGCUUCUGACUGAGAGGUUAAUGAUUUACUCUUUGUGGGACAUUGUGUGUGUGUGUGUGCGUGUGUGCGCACAUGUGUCAUCAUCUCGGCGUAUGUAUGUGUAUGUUUUUUAUCCAUGGACUAUUAGAGUGUUUCUGAGACAGAAGUUGAUCUUCAUGUAGACCUUCAAGUAUCCUAGAGUUUGUGUAGUUCUAUCAAUGAGAGAUGUUUAGAUGUUUAUUUUGCUAAAUAGCAGACGUCUUAUGAUGUCAUUACGUGUAAAGUUUCUAGACACAGGACCACUAUUUUAUACACAGUGCUGUGAAAAAUACUUGCCUCCAUCCUGAUUUCUUCGAGUUUUGUGUAUAUCUCGUACUAAAUAGUUUUAGUUUUUGAAAUACAACAUUAACAAAGGCAACCUGAGUAAACACGCCAUGCAGUUUUUAUUUAUUUAUUUAUUUUAUUGAAGCAAAAAAAAAAUCCAAACCUAUCAUACAUGCGAAAAACUAAUUGCCCCCUUAAACUUCAAAUCUGGUUGUGCCACCUUUAUCAGCAAUAAAUGCAACCAAACGCUUCCGAUAACUAGAGAUCAGUCUUUCACUUACUUCUAGGACUAGGACUUACUCCUAUGAUUUGGAUCAUUGUCUUGCUGCAUAAUCUACUCGUGCUUGAGUUUCAACUUGGGGACUAAAGACCUGACAUUCUCUUUUAGGAUUUUCUGGUAGAGAGCAGAGUUCAUGUUUCCCUCAGUUAUUGUAAGUUGCCCAGGCCCUGAAGCAGCAAAGCAUCCCCACACCAUCACACUUCCACCACCAUGUGUGACCACAGGUAUGAUGUUCUUUUUGUGGAAUUCUGUGUUGGAUUACACCAGAUGUAACGGGACUCCUGUCUUCUAAACAGUUCCACUUUCCACUCCUCAAUACACAGAACAUUCUUCCAAAAGAUGUGAGGAUCAUCAAGGUGUGUUUUUGCAAAAUUCAGAAAAUGUUCUUGUGGGUUAGCAGUGGUUUUCACCUUGCCACUCAUCCAUGGAUGCCAUUUUUGCCCAGUGUCUUUCUGAUAGUGGAGUCAUGAACAGUGACCUUUAUUGAUGUGAGAGAGGCCUGUAGGUCCUUUGAUGUUGUCCUUGGCUCUUUUGUGACUUGCUGGAUGAGUAGUUGCUGUGCUCUUGGAGGAAUUUUGGAUGGUUCAUUACUGUGCCGAGUUUUUCCAUUUGGAGAUAACGGCCCUCACUGUGGUUUUUUUGAAUCCUAGAAUGUUUGAAAUAGUUUUGUAACCCUUCCCAGACUGAUGUAUUUCAAUCACCUUCUUCCUCAUCAUUUCUGGAAUUUCUUACAACUUUGGCAUAGUGUGUUACUGAGUAAGACCUUUUAACCAACUUCAUGCUGUUGAAAAAGUUCUACUUAAGUGUUGAUUUGAUUGAACAGGGUUUGUAGUAAUCAGACCUGGUUGAGUCUAGUCCAGCUGAACACCAUUAUGAAUACAGUUUCAUAGAUUUGGGGAAUUAGUAACUACAGGGGCAAAUACAUUUUCACACCGGCCCAGUUGGUAUUGGAUAACUUUUUUGCUUCUAUAAAUAACAUUAACAAUUAAAAACUGUAUUUUGUGUUUAUUCAGGUUGCCUUUGUUUAAUCUUAGAUUUUGUUUUAAUUUCUGAAACAAUUUAGUAUGAGAGAUACACAAAACCAGAGGAAAUCAGGUUGGGGCAAAUACUUUUUCACGACAUUGUAUUGGUUUGGGAUUGUUAUUGACUGUUUCCUCGUGAGUGAUUUAAUGAAACUGUUAUCAUUAAACAGAAUGGUGCACUAUAUUGUGUUUGCUACUUAUCAGAGGUGUUAUGUCACUACUGCCACUAUCUGUAUCUGUUUAUUGCUCCAAAAUAUCUGUAUUCCAUUUUAAAUCCAAAGUGGACUUAAUCUAACCCUGAAGGGUUUUUUUGUGUGUUGGACAAUAACAUAUUCUCCAGUUAGAUUUUUAUAUUUAUUAGUUCACUAGUUUAUACCUUCAUUUAUACAUUGCAAUUAAUGUUGAAUCAGUGCAAAAAUUGGCCAACGAGUAGACGUGCAAAAAAAAGUUGCAAUAUUUAUUCAUGGCAACCAGUAGCAACAACUGAAGUGUAGCAGUAAUGACUGGAGGCCUGUUCACACCGGAACAUGGUUGUUUUUUGUUCAGCACAUUAAAUGGUCCGUUUUCCGAUGCGUUUUUUUUUGUAUGUGUGUGUGUUCACACCCAGGUGUUAAACACGAGCAACGUGCUGAAUGAAAGUGCAAAUUCACUCCCUGACAGUAGAUGGCGCUUAUUGAAAAGUAGAAAUACCCCGGUACACAAGGUGGUGCUGCAUAACUUUUCGUUUCUGACACCUGCUUAAGAAGAAGAAGAGAGCCAAUAUUUCUGUGUUUGAGAAAAGCCGUUCACACACUUUUUGCGAACUGGCUAACAGAACGUGGAUUUUUCCCUUCCUAUUUGAUCGGCAAUUCCUUGCCACAGCAACUCCCUCUUAUCAAUAUUUUUGUAGUCGCUGUGGUGUUAUUAUAAAUUUCUUGGUGUUCAGACACCAAAAACGUCAGCAGCACAGCGUUCAUCUUGCUUCUUGCUUGCACCUUCUUCUUCUUCUUCUUCUUCUUCUUCAAUUAUCGAUGUGUGCUAGACAGUCUAGACUGCAAGACAGUUUUGUACUUGAGUGCCACCAAGUCGUGGUUUUUAUGUAACUUCAGCAGCUCCGGGCACGUGAACAAAAAUGCGAAUCUCGUUGUUCGGGCAGUUUUUAAUACGGCGCGCCAAAAAAUACAACGAACCCCAAGACGCUAAAAAAAAAAACUUACCGCUUUGAUGCCACAAGUUUUAUGCGUGGGUGUGAACACUCCCGUUGACAGCAAUUGAUUUAGACACGGGGUGUCCCGGUGUGAACAGGCCUUAGGAGUGCAGAUAUAAAAUAUUAGUACAGUACAGGUUGUGAAAAAACAUGAAUGUACUGCAGACUGAGAGGCAGGGACACAGCAGUGUCUGAGUGAGACGAGGUGUGUUCUCUGAUGAGGUGCGUCAGGUUCUGUUCUCUCUCUCCUCUCCUCUUGGUUAUUGUUAGGUUAAUGUUUCUCUGUUCUUCUUUCUCUGCCUCCCUUUCCCCUGGUCCUGACCUUAACAUCGUUCAAUUUCUCAUCUGAGACAAAUUAGAAAUAUGGCAUAUUAUUUUCUCAAAAAUGUACAGACCAUUUACAUGUACAGCAUUUGGUGUUCACAAGCAUGAAAAAAAACUUUAGAAGUGAGACCAGAUAAACUUGGUGCCCAAGUCAAUCCUACAGUAUGUGUGGGACUGCGGAGUACCAAACCAAAUAUUUUACUCAAGUACAAGUAAAACUACCUAUAAAAGUAAUGUUAAUAAUUACUUAAAAGUAAUAAAGUAUGCAAUAAGAAGACUACUCAAGUAGCAAGUUCUGAUUAAAAUGAAGGGAAAAUCCUGAAUCUCAGACUACAUGGAGAACUGUAACUCACACCUCUCUUUGAAAGUCUGUUCUGUUUAUUUGAUAUAAAACUUGGGUUCAAGAUGAAGCAGCAUGUCGAGUCCUGUGAUGGGUACAAUAACACACAACCUGUCAUUUUCAACACAAAAUCUCCAACACACACCCCAAAAACAAACAUUUUCCCAACAGUUGACUGUCUUUAAUGUCACAACAUGUUAACAACGCAAACUUGUCAGCAUCUGCAUUUAAACAAGACGACAGAGAACAAACGAACUGUGUAAGGAAAGAAGAACAGAAAAGAAAGUGUGUGUACAGAGAUAGUGAGUGUUUGUAUGUUAGAAUGUUUGUGUGUGUGUGCAUGCUGACACGCCCACUUCUUCCCCCUCUCCAGGACUCCGCAUUCAGACCACUGCAGUGUAUCGUGAGACUCACCAACUCAUUAUACGUGAUAUAAACUAAUUAUUAAAACUACAUAUAUUCAUUAAUAUUUAACAGUAACGGAGGAAGGCCACUGAAUGUAGUGAAGUAAAAGUACAUAUCUGUGAUUAAAAAUGAGCUUGAGUAAGAGUAUAAGUAUGGCCAAUUAAAUCUACUUUGAAAAGUACUACCCACCUCUGAUACCAAAAUGUGUUUUUGUUAAAGACGAAAAGCUGGAGGCACAAGUUAAUAUUUUUCAUGCAGACUUUAUUACAGCACCAUCUUUAAUUUCUUAACAGCGAUGGAUACAACGCCGCUCAGGCCUGUACAUCUGUUUUGUUGGCAGUUCCAGAGCACAAUUUCUUGUGUCUCAUUAACACAAGACUUAUUAAGGUCUUGAGAUUAUCUGGGUGUUGAUUGGGUCUUAAUCAUGCAUUAUUAGAGAGUGCUUAUGAGGCUAGCAAGAGCGUAAAUCACAGGAAAGUGUUAUGUGAUAACCUUUAGAGAAUGCAGAGGUUACAGAGCAUUGAUGUCAUCUUUUUCUCAUACAGGUAUCAGCUCUUUGGGUGUGAAAAAUGACAAUCAUGAGAGCAAGUGGUACAAAGACAGAUAUUGCGCUGCAUUUUUUUACUCAGUGUGGCCACGAACUGCCUAUUUUGACAAGAGGAGGCCAUGUGAUGGAUGUGCAGAACAACCAAGGAUCAUUGUUUUUGUCUGGCAGGUGAUUGUCAGCACGGUGCUACAAUGAAAUGAAACCUCCAUGAACGUUAUUGCUUCAGUCACCACCAGUCAGGAUAUCUUGCCGCAAAAGGCUUUGUCUAGCUCAGCAUCUAUAUCUUGUUCUGAAAUGCUACUUGUGCUUUAUGUAUUAAAAAUUUGUUUCCUAUUAGAGUAAUUAAAAUUGAAAGCCGAAGGGAGUGUGUCUCGACUCAAUUCAGUUAGCUGUGGCAAUCUUAAUUGGGUGAUAUAAAAACAUUAUCAAUGAAAGUUUGGUACUGGCCAGGUCUUGAAGACUUUCCUUUGUUGGAAAACUUACAGAUUUACCUCUGACUGUUGCAAAGUUGGCCCUUGACACACCUUCCAAAAAUGCUAAAUACAGAUAUCACGGAUAGCGUCACCACUGCAACAAUUACACACAUUUUUUAGUUUGUUUAUGUUGACUGUGCACCAUACAAGCUCCUGUGAGUUAGCUGUAGAUAAAGUAUUAGAACAAGCUCAUAACUAUAAAACUAUGAUUUGAAUUCCAGCCAGCACUACUGUCAGAGAGGGACAAAAUUAAUCUAUGCCU